Messenger RNA from Lathyrus sativus (Indian pea), 1143 nucleotides. The record is from the annotation of a GenBank genome assembly. Lineage: Eukaryota; Viridiplantae; Streptophyta; Magnoliopsida; Fabales; Fabaceae.
AUGUCACACCGCGGUGGCAACUCCAACGCGUCGGCGGCGAAAAGUGAGCUAAUCGGAAACGGCACAGUUUCCACUUUGGCGAAUUCGAGGCAGAGACUGAGGUUGAAUCCGAACAAGGAGCACAAACCAGAAGCUUACGCUGAUCUGGAAUUGGAUUUCAGUCCUUCGAUUUUCAGUUCGUUAGAGAGACACCUUCCUCCGAACAUGCUCGUUAUUUCUCGUGAUGAUAAGGCUAAGUUCAUGACUGAGAUUUUGCUUAAGUAUCUUCCAACUGGAGAGCGUAAUAGAACUCAGAAGCAUAAAGAAUACAGACAGAAGAUAAAAUCGUAUUAUCAGCCUUUACAUCCCGAGUUGUACACUAUGAAUCCUACUAUAUUCUUUGUGCCGACAUUUCUCAAAGCAAUUAGUGAUAAUACAGAGCAAAGCUUUAGAAGCAUAAUAUCUGAGCCCUCUCCAGACAUUCUUGUAUUUCAAAUGUUUCAGCCAGACUUCUGUGAGUUGUUGCUAUCUGAGAUUGAACAUUUUGAGAAAUGGGUGACUGAAGCAAAUUUCCGGAUCAUGCGUCCGAAUAGAAUGAAUAAAUUUGGUGCCGUGCUUGAUGACUUUGGGCUUGAGCCGAUGCUUGACAAGCUUAUGGAUGAUUUUAUUCGUCCUUUAUCUAGAGUCUUCUUUCCAGAAGUUGGAGGAUCAACCCUGGAUUCACAUCAUGGAUUUGUUGUAGAGUAUGGUAAAGAUAAAGAUGUUGACUUAGGUUUCCAUGUGGAUGAUUCGGAAGUAACCUUGAAUGUUUGCUUGGGUAAGGAAUUUUCUGGAGGGGAGUUGUUUUUUCGAGGCUCAAGAUGUGAGAAACAUGUAAAUACAGGAAGUCAGCCAGAGGAAGUCUUUGAUUAUAAUCAUGUCCCGGGACGGGCUGUGCUCCAUCGUGGUCGACAUCGUCAUGGUGCUAGAGCAACAACAUCUGGCCAUCGGAUCAACUUCCUGAUGUGGUGCAGAAGUUCUGUCUUUAGAGAGAUGAAACUGUAUCAAAAAGAUUUCUCCAGCUGGUGCGGUGAAUGCAAUCGAAUGAAACAGGAAAGACAGCACUCCACAUGUGCUGCUACAAGAUUGGAAUUGAUCACACGGGAAGGAGAAUCCGCCCCAUAG